Messenger RNA from Balaenoptera ricei (Rice's whale), 2030 nucleotides. It is a transcript of the gene RTCB, whose product is annotated as RNA 2',3'-cyclic phosphate and 5'-OH ligase. Gene Ontology annotation, molecular function: RNA ligase (ATP) activity. The transcript has 12 exons. Lineage: Eukaryota; Metazoa; Chordata; Mammalia; Artiodactyla; Balaenopteridae. The record is from RefSeq and is a predicted model, not a curated record. Bases 101 to 1618 code for a protein of 505 amino acids. Gene Ontology annotation, biological process: tRNA splicing, via endonucleolytic cleavage and ligation. Gene Ontology annotation, cellular component: nucleus; tRNA-splicing ligase complex.
UGCGCGUUGGGUUCCGGAAGGUGGUGUUUCGGUUAGCGGGACAACGCGGCAGCGGGUCUUCAAAGCGAAGCCGGGAGUUUUCGCCACUCUUGUCGCCGCCAUGAGCCGCAGUUAUAACGAUGAACUGCAGUUCUUGGAAAAGGUCAAUAAAAGCUGCUGGAGAAUCAAGAAGGGCUUCGUGCCCAACAUGCAGGUUGAAGGAGUUUUCUAUGUGAAUGAUGCUCUGGAAAAAUUAAUGUUUGAAGAAUUAAGGAAUGCCUGUCGAGGUGGUGGUGUUGGUGGCUUCCUGCCAGCCAUGAAACAAAUUGGCAAUGUGGCCGCCCUGCCUGGGAUUGUUCAUCGAUCCAUUGGGCUUCCCGAUGUCCAUUCAGGUUAUGGGUUUGCUAUUGGGAAUAUGGCAGCUUUUGAUAUGAAUGACCCUGAAGCAGUGGUAUCCCCAGGUGGUGUCGGAUUUGACAUCAACUGUGGUGUCCGCUUGCUAAGAACCAGUUUAGACGAAAGUGAUGUCCAGCCUGUGAAGGAGCAACUUGCCCAAGCUAUGUUUGACCACAUUCCUGUUGGGGUGGGGUCAAAAGGCGUCAUCCCAAUGAAUGCCAAAGACUUGGAGGAGGCCUUGGAGAUGGGCGUGGACUGGUCCCUGAGAGAAGGCUACGCCUGGGCGGAAGACAAGGAGCACUGUGAGGAGUACGGGAGGAUGCUGCAGGCCGACCCCAACAAGGUCUCUGCCAGGGCUAAGAAGAGAGGCCUGCCCCAGUUGGGGACUCUGGGAGCAGGCAACCACUAUGCAGAAAUCCAGGUUGUGGAUGAGAUUUUCAAUGAGUAUGCCGCUAAGAAAAUGGGUAUCGACCAUAAGGGACAGGUGUGUGUGAUGAUCCACAGUGGAAGCAGAGGCUUGGGCCACCAAGUAGCCACAGAUGCGCUGGUAGCUAUGGAAAAAGCCAUGAAGAGAGACAAGAUUAUAGUCAAUGACCGUCAGUUGGCUUGUGCUCGAAUCGCUUCCGCAGAGGGUCAGGACUACCUGAAGGGAAUGGCAGCGGCUGGGAACUAUGCCUGGGUCAACCGCUCUUCCAUGACCUUCUUAACCCGUCAGGCUUUUGCCAAGGUCUUCAACACAACCCCUGAUGACUUGGACCUACAUGUGAUCUAUGAUGUUUCUCACAAUAUUGCCAAAGUAGAACAGCAUGUGGUGGAUGGAAAGGAACGGACUCUGUUAGUACACAGGAAGGGAUCCACCCGAGCUUUCCCUCCUCACCAUCCCCUCAUUGCGGUUGAUUACCAACUCACUGGACAACCAGUGCUCAUUGGCGGCACCAUGGGAACCUGUAGCUAUGUUCUCACUGGCACUGAGCAGGGCAUGACCGAGACCUUUGGAACAACUUGUCAUGGAGCGGGCCGUGCACUGUCCCGAGCAAAGUCAAGGCGUAAUUUAGAUUUCCAAGAUGUCCUAGACAAAUUGGCAGACAUGGGAAUUGCAAUCCGUGUUGCCUCACCCAAGCUGGUUAUGGAAGAGGCACCUGAGUCCUAUAAGAAUGUAACUGAUGUGGUGAACACCUGCCAUGAUGCCGGAAUCAGCAAGAAGGCCAUUAAACUGAGACCGAUUGCUGUUAUCAAAGGAUAGAACCCUGACCGCAGCCACCGGACACCGCUGACCCUCACUGAAGUGGACGUAGACUGAAACGCUUUUCAGACGUCAGACUCGAGACCUGACAGGUUCCAGGGUGUGUAGGUGUAGCUGCCUGUUCCAGAAUGGCUGGCGGGGAGGCUCCUGAUUCAGGAGCCCAUGUUGUAAACUUUCCUUCUGGGAGGAGUCACAAUGCCUCCAUUUGGAAAGGGAUGUAUAUGCUUCCUCCCUGAUUAUCCCACAGGUUUUUAGGAAAAUCUGUUAGGGGGUGGGGAUAAGUCAAGAAACUGCCUUACUUAGUCAUACAAGUCUUUAAUCAUCAGAAUGAAGUUCUUUACACCAACGUCUGUUUCCAGCCUGAGAGGUGUCAUGAAGAACAUUGUAUUAAAUAGAAAGGUUUUGGAAUGUU